AUGAAGAGAGGAUAUGUGUCUUGUGAGGGGAUGGAUUUUGAUAGAGAGGAGCUUUAUGAGUCUGCUGAGGAUAGAGAGGCACUGAUGAAAAUGCCAGAAACAAGGCGAGAGGAGAUUCUGUAUGAGAGGCAUCUGGAGCGGCAAAAGCUUAGGGAGAAAAGGGAGCUUGAAGAGAAGAUGUGCAGAGGAGGUAAGAAGGAAAUUGCGAGGAUGGUGGAUGAGGAUGGUGGCAAGGAUGUGUGCAAGGAAGAGGAUGGCGAUGAGCGUGAGUUUCUGGAGUUUUGUGGCUGCAUUGUCAGCAGAGAUAUGAUUGCAAAGAAUGUGUUUAAGCCAUUUUUUGAAGGGUUUGUGGGGCAUUUUACAAGAGCAAGGAUAAAUGGGCUGUAUGUAGUUGUUAAGAUAGUAGGAGUUAGCAAAGGCGAGGUAUAUGGGAUUUGGAUGAAGGGGCAGGAGGUGAAAACAAACAGGUACUUGGAUGUAUUUACCGGAACGAAGACCUAUGUACGGUUUAAGAUUGAGAAUGUGAGUAAUUCGCCACUGCUGAAAGAGGAGUAUGAAGAUGUGUGGAGGACGUUCAAGAUAGGGUCGGUAUUGAAGGUUAAAGAGUGCUAUGACGAGCUGGAAAGGAUGAUGGGCAAGGAGCUGAGCGAUGACGAAAUAACGGAGAUGAUCAAAUGUAAGGAGGAGGUGCAUCCUCGGAAGCGAAGUGUAGCACACAUGAAGAUUGAGUUGAUACAGAAGAGAGACAAGGCGAUUGAGCUCAAAGACAAGAAAGCUGCAAUGGAGUAUCAAAAGCUGAUUGAGGAGAUUGAAGACCAAGUCAGCAGGGACAUGGUUAAGCGACGAGAGUAG
Molecule: messenger RNA, 852 nt
Organism: Ordospora pajunii
Lineage: Eukaryota; Fungi; Microsporidia; Ordosporidae
Exons: 1
Coding region: 1-852 (283 amino acids)
Molecular function (GO): DNA binding
Source: RefSeq, a predicted model, not a curated record